Vespa mandarinia (Asian giant hornet) is the source of this 5930-nucleotide messenger RNA. It is a transcript of the gene blo, whose product is annotated as bloated. NCBI's taxonomy places the organism in Eukaryota, Metazoa, Arthropoda, Insecta, Hymenoptera, Vespidae. The record is from RefSeq and is a predicted model, not a curated record.
AGAGGGAGGGAGGGAGAGAGAAAGGGAUAGAGAGAGAGAGAGACAGAGAGAGGAAGAGGGAGAGAGAGAGAGAAUAAAAAAGAAAAAGGGUGAGAGAAAGAAAGCGAAAACGGGAAAGUGCUAUCCAGCUGUGUGUUAUGAUCGGGAGCAUAAAGGUGCGAAGAUGCUCGAGGUUCAGCGCUCGGACUCUUUGAGAAAGGGAGAGGCCUACGACCCUUCCAGCACCCAUUUACUACCCCCCGUAACGACCGGGGCUUCCGUCUCUGGGUGGAAGCCCGCCGAGAGAAGCGUCUCCUUCAAUCGAGACGUCCACGUCAAGAGGAUCGGACGUGGUGCACCGCGCGUGACCGCGGCUCUUGUAGGAGAUGGAGAAGGUAGGUUGAUAUUGAGCCCGGUGCACAAGGAGAACAUAUUAUCACGCAGCAAGGAAGACUUAGCACAGGAGGCAGCACUGGUGCUGCAGCAAGCUGGUAGCUUACGUUGUGUAGCACACGACAAUAGACGAUUGCCCGGUAAGUUCAGCACGUUACCAGCAAGACGGGGUAACGUUAAUAAAAAACGUCCAGAAUUGCCGUUAGACGUGAAGAGACGUAAAAGCGAAGAGAUAGGUGCUACAACAAGUACAAAUACUACGAGCGGCGAUCAAUUGUCUUGGACGCCAAAAGCAAAGAAGAAAACGUUGGAGAGAAGUAGCAGCGAUGCUAGUUCGAAAAAAUUGAAAGGUACACUAGCUAAAUUCUUUUCGCCAAAAUUAGAAAGAAAGAGGAAGCCGGUUGGCCGUAGCGUUAGCGACGCAGGUACGUCGAGUAGACAAUACCGUAAGAGAAGUGGUAGCGAAAGCGAAGGUUCACAUUUGAGUAGUACGGCUCGUGCUAAGAAACAGCUGUCGCCGAUAAUCGAGACAUCACCACAGGUCGAUCAUACUCAACAACCGUUUCAUUUUGAAGUGAUUAAUAAGGAAGAGGUUAAUAAGCCGAAUGCUAAAAAGUCAAAGCAGGAGGAAGGUGAUACAAAUGUCGAGAGAAUAAUUGAACGAGUUGAAACGAAGGAGAAGAUCGAGGAGACUACUAAAGAGAUCUCUCUCGAGCGAUCAAUCGAGACGAGAAAAGAAAAUAAAGUAGUUGAGAGACAGAAUAAGUUAGAUAUCACGAAUGAUAAGGAUCGUAUUACCGGUGAAGAGAAGGAAGUGACGGCACGUAGGAAGACGGAAACAACGAAUUGUAACUCGUCGCAGCAAGGAAAAGAGACGAAGCUUCGGGAGGAGGUCGACGAGGUCGACCGGGUCGGGAGCAUGCUGCACAGCAGCAGAUACGAUCUUCAGAAACGCGGCGAGGAAUCGACGAUCAACAAGAUGAUUCAUCGAUUGUCGAGCGAUCGCUCGCCACCGCCACAAUUGACGAGAACUAUGGUCUCACCGGGACCUGGUUUUGGACAUAACAACAAUCGACCAUUCUCUUAUACGAGGCCAAAUGAUCCCGGUAGUCCACCGCCAUCUUCGCAAACGAACGUGAUGUAUGCUCAAGUACAAGCGGAUAAGAAGAAGGCCCAAAGGAGUCAUUCCGAUAGUGACGAGGGUUUGGGUCUUGAAAGAAAGGACUCGUCACGAGAGAACAGUCCAGCUGAGAAAGAAUAUCGUAGAACAGAUUAUUCUUACAGUAGCGAUCUCAGACGUAACAACGAGAUAAAUAAUCUCAAGUCUCGCUACGAGGAAACUCGAAAGAGUACGACGACUUCACGUUUUGGCAAUCACUUUGGUGGUUCAAAGGAUUUUCUCUCAUCCAGAGAUUUAGACAAUCGAUGUCCCGAGGAUGAGAUUGAAUUGGAUCGACGUUACGAGCCAGAGAAAUAUACCUCGACGAUUUUCGUCGAUACCAGCGGUAGAGAGAGUACCGAUCUUACGUCAAGACAAAAUCAUCAAAGUGGUAUAUCCAAUAAAACGUCGGAACUAAGUGCAAGACGAGAUCUACUCGAGUCGAGGAUAAAAUCGAGACUAUUAGCUGACGAAAUGUAUGCAGCGAAAAAUACGGCAAACGUGUCAAUCAAAAAGUCCGAACACGAGAUUAUCGAUAAACCGAUCGUUCCGUCACCUGUUACACCCAAUCGAAUAUCAUCUCCUAAACGUUAUACCGAUACAUAUAUCACGGAGACAAGGACUAGUAGCAAUGGGGAGAAAUAUAUUUUCGAAAAGCAAAUACACGAGGACAAUGGCAAAGUCUAUGGUUACGAGAAGAAAAUAACGAACAAAAUCCCGUCCGAUGGUUACGUCGAAUCAAAGCCAAGAGAUGGUUAUACCGUUGAAACGAGAACGGAUAAAUACGGGGACAAGUACAUCGUUGAAACUAGGACACACGGCAGUUAUACGGACGAUUUCAAGCCAUUUCUCAGUGACAGAAGUAGGACCAGCCCGGAAGAGAGAUUCGAAAGAAAUCAUUUGGGCGGUGGCCCUUAUAAGUCUACCAAUUAUUUAGCCGACGAUUCGACGAAUCCAAGGACGAGUAAUUAUUUCCGAAACGAACCGAAGGACAAUGAUACACUUUCGUCGCCGAUCGUCGUAAGGAAAUUUACCGCUGAGAGAAAACUUUCGAAGAGCGACGAUUUUCUCGAUCGAGAUGUUCGCCCUAACGAGAACCUUUCGAAAAUGAAUAAAAAUUUCGAAUCUAUUCGCGGAAUGAGUAAAUCGACUCAACGUUUGAACGAGCUUGGCGAGAAAUCGAGGAUCUUAAGAAACGAAUACACGACAAGGUCGCAUGAGAAUCUUUGCAGUCACGUUGAUUACGGAAGUGCUGGGGAAACGAAUACGAGAAAAGAUAGAUCACCGUUCACUAAGAGACACCUUGACAGUUUACGAGAACGACCGAUCGAUGAUUACGACACUGAUAUCUCGCAAAUGACCAGUAGCCAGCUAGAGUCCAAAUAUUACAAGGAGACUCGAACUACCCAAAGAUACAGUAGCAGCAAACAUCCGAUCCACGAUGAUUACGACAGUUCACCACCUCGUAUAAGAACAGAUCGGACUGGUCCAAGUGGUGUACGAAGUAACGAUCCUGGUACCAAUGGUCACAAUUCAAGUCGUUACGAUUCCGACACUACGGCGAGAGAAUCGAUUCGUCGCGAAACUCGAUACGACGAGCGUACUCUUCGUAAGGAUCAUCGAAAUGGCAAUGUCCUUGAUGCCGAACCGAAGAAACCAUUGAGAAGAUCGCGUAAUCGUCUCGAUUAUUUCGACGAUUCAGAUGCCCGUGAUAGUCCACGCGGAAAGAGUUCCAUCGACGAGACCCCACCUACUAGACCACUCCGGAGUUAUCACGAAAAUGGUAAAUCCCGACAUGCCAGGCAAGAAACUCGUGCUUACAUGGAACAACGUCGUUAUCGGGAGACACGUUUAAGCGAUCCAGAUAGGAAAGAUCGUCUUGCCGAUUCUGGUAUCGAAAAUGAUUAUAGACGUGACUCUCAAGAGGCCGAUAGACGGGAACCGAUCGAGUCGGAGGAUGAAGGGUUUGCAAGUAGGCAAUUUAUCAAAAACGAGAGAAGGCAUACCGAUAGGAAUAUGAAUUUAACACCUUUAGAACAACGAAAGUAUGACAAAUAUUCGAACGAUAUCGGUACCGGUAAAUCAACGAGCGGAUUGGUCACGUCAAAGCCUCCCACCGGUGCUGAUAAGAAAUACGAGAAGAAGGCUGCCAAGAAAAGUGGCACAAUGAGCAAGGUGAAGCAGUUGUUCAGUAAGAGAGAAAAGAAAGCCAAGGAAGAGAAGAAUAAGAAGAACUCGAGAAGCGGUAGCAGUGGUGCACUGACGGACGACGAGGUCACGAUGCGCUAUCGAGAGUAUCGCGGAGAUCGACUUAGGAGUGCCAAGAGCGCAAGGGACCUUGGCAGCGACAUAAAUCAGGAGGAUUAUAGUCAACGAAGACGACUAUCCACACCAAGCGGAAGUCCAAGUCCAUCGAGGCCAACGAGGCUCUCUAGAUCUACCGGUACCCUUACCAGAGAUGAGGAUUCCUUCUGCGAAUCUAGUAACACGCUCACGAGAGAAAAUCAAGGACAAGAGGCUGAAAGAAAGGGAUGGUUUAAAUCUCUAUCACGGAAAAAUAAAUCCAAUACCAAGAGCGUGGAUAAGAAGCCAAGAAUACCAGAAAGUGAGAUCUUGACGACCGGAACGGAGGACGAGGAGGCAUCGUCCGCCCCGGAACGAGUUUCCGUUCAAAAGAAUCUUCGCUUCUUCGGCGACACCGAUCAAGAAUCGGUCUCAUCGAACCGUGAUAUCAGGAACAAACGAGUAGACGAACGUGUCUGUACAAAACGUGAUGUCAGCAAUUCAAACAGAAGUCAUAAUCUCGGCAUUGUUUCACCACCGAGGAAACCACCGAGAUUAGCCGAGAGCGCUCUUUCUUCCGGUGAGAGUACUACCGGCGAUAGCAGUCAGCAGAGUCAAAAUUCCCAAAGAUCCCAAAGAUCUGUCGUGUAUUUGCACGCGACUAUGAUCGGCGAAAUACCUGGACCGAACGAACGACGUAGAGCAGCAAGUCGAGAGGAACUCAAUCGACCUCUGCAAUCGCACACGAGAACCGUGUCUAGGAGCGUGAGCGUCUUAGCUCCAUGGAAACCUAGACACUAUAGGGAACCUUUCGAAAUCAAUUAUGAUCAACAACAACAUCAAAAGCCAAUGAUGACUUUAAGACGUAGACAGAGAAGUCGCGAGACGCUCAGUCGUAGAGGUAAAGAAGCCCGACGAAGCAAAGACAAUCUUUCUAAAACCGGUACGAUCAAUCGCAGUACGUUGAAAUCAAAGGACAAGCAGAAAGUGGACAGGACCGUUUCCACGGAAUCGCUAUCGACGAAAUCUCGGAGCGUGAACUCGAAGCCAGAGCUCAGUAGGUCAACAUCCGUACCACGUGAUCCAAACAAGAGCGCGGGAUGGUUUAAGCUAAAGAGCAAAAAAUCCCGGGCCUAAAGAAAAGGCCAUUGAUCAAUGCUAGUCUUGAGUUUCAUAAGUAAUAUUCGUAAUCUUUAGCGGCUGAAAAUUAACAAGUCGAAUCCAUCGCGAAUUCGCGAUUGUGAACACGACAAUUUCUUUAUUUACAUAAUUUUUUUCCCCUCUCCUUUGUUCUUUUAUUUUAUUUUAUUUUAUUUUAUUUUAUUUUAUUUUAUUUUAUUUUUAUUUUCAUUUUUUUCUUUAUUUCCUAUUUUUCAUUUUUUUCUUGUCUCUUUACUCUAUUAUCGUACAAUGCGAGCGAGUGAGAUAACAUUAAUCUAUUAACAAAUUUAAAUAUAUAAAUUUAUUAAAUUUGUACCAAUCGAAUCUAUUGCGAAAAAUACAAACAAACAAACAAACAAACAAACUUGAAACUACGCUCGACUUUUAUAUGCGUGCAUUCGUAUUACAAAAUACACAAUAUAAGAUAUAAUGAUUGUUUAAAAACCUUAAUUUUUUCUCUCUCUCUCUCUUUCUCUUUCUCUCUUUCUCUCUCUCUCUCUUUCUCUCUCUUGUUACAAAUCUCAUUAGAACUUUAUUAUUUUCUUUAUGAUAAUUGAUCGUAUUAAAGGAAUAUCUCUAACACUUUGUUGUUUUAACGUAACAAAGACGAAUUAAUUAUAUAUAUAUAUAUAUAUAUAUAUAUAUAUAUAUAUAUAUAUAUAUAUCGGUACUAACAAACAAAUAAAAACUUGGAGAAUUUUGGUUUUGACGAUAGACGCGAGUAUAAACAUACGAUGAAAGAAUAACCAAAUGUAUAAUACUUUUUAAUAAGAUCCUUAAAAACAAUGUCAUGCCACGAUAUUGAAAUUGUAAUUGAAGUUUAAGAAAAGAAUUGAUAUAAAUGAUCGAAUAAAUUAAUAUAUAUAUAUAUAUAAAAGCCUUCUCUCUACCAAAUUUAAUCGUUUAAAUUUGUUGAAUAAGAAGAGAAUGCAUCGGAUCAAAAUGAAAAAAAAAA